Phaethon lepturus (White-tailed tropicbird) is the source of this 2277-nucleotide messenger RNA. It is a transcript of the gene FAM161A, whose product is annotated as family with sequence similarity 161, member A. The transcript is spliced from 6 exons. The coding region runs from base 10 to 2277 and encodes 755 amino acids. Gene Ontology annotation, biological process: cilium organization. NCBI's taxonomy places the organism in Eukaryota, Metazoa, Chordata, Aves, Phaethontiformes, Phaethontidae. The record is from RefSeq and is a predicted model, not a curated record. Gene Ontology annotation, cellular component: cilium; photoreceptor connecting cilium; ciliary basal body.
UUCUCAAAAAUGUGCAAUUCAAAUCAAGAGUAUUACUUGAAGCUAGAAGAGUUGAAGAAUGCCCACUUGGAGACCAUGGCAAAAUUAGAAAGUAUGUAUCGGAAUCAACUAUAUUUAAAAGGAGUACAACCCUUAGACAAGAAAAAUGCUGCUUCUAACAUGGGUUGUAGGCCAACUUGGGAGAAGAGCCCAUGUCAGCCUCUAAAUUUGCACAAGUCCUUCUCAGACUCUGACUUAAGUGAUCCCUCAGGCUCAAUAUCUAACCGUCAUAAUCUAUCUGUCUCAAUAUCUAAUGGGUCUGACAGAGAAUUAGCGUUGGAAGAACACAGUAGUGAAACUGAAUCAUCUGCGUUUGCUAAGCAACGGAUUGAAAAAAUGUGGGACGGUUUCUCUGUGGCAGACUACAUCUCGCGCACCAAACAUAUCUUACCAAGCUCACCAGCCUUUAGAAUGAUACGGAAGAAACAGAAAGCAUGGUCACCAAAAGUUACAGUGCCCAAGCCUUUCCAGAUGACUAUCAGAGAAGCUAGAAAAAAAGAACAGAACAUCAAAUCAAAGUCGCAGAUUGAAAUGGAAAAUAACUUACUGAAGAAGCAACUAGAGGAAGAAGCAGAGUGUCAGAAAAAAUUCCGAGCCAAUCCAGUGCCCGCUGCUGUUUUCCUUCCACUCUACCACGAAAUCGUGCAACGAAACGAAGAACGCAGGAGGUCCGUGAAAGAGAGAAGCAAACUCAAACUCUUGGCUUCUCAGAAGCCAUUUAAAUUCAUUGAACGAGAGAAGCAAAGGAAUGAAAUUAGAAAAAUGCAAUUAAGAGACCUUUCCGCACCUGAAAAGAAGACAAAACUGUUCAAAGCAAGACCAGUUCCUAAAUGUGUUUAUAGUCCAGCUGUUAAUGACAAGCUAAAGGAAGAAGAGCUCUACAGAGAAAUCAGGAUCAGAAUGCGAGCUGAAGACUUGCUACGUAAUUCAGCUCUACCCAACAGUAGACUGGCUUUAACAAAUACCAAUAAAAAGAAGAAACACAAGUGCAUUGAACCAAAGGAAACAGAACAUAAACCUAAGAUCAAAUCAAACGUUCCAGAUUUUGAACUACUACACCAGAAAUUUCAGAAACGGCUCCUGCAACAAAAACAAGUGAAACACCUUACAGUCUGUGAACCUUUCGAUCUUCGUACUCCAUAUAUUCCCUCAAACAAGGGGAAGAUUUUGAAGGACAUUCAAGAGGAUGAAGAAAAGCUGAAAGAAACACGCUGGCCAUAUGCCUCUCCAAGACGUAAGCCUCAGAUGAGACAUGCAAGUGCAAAUCCACAUCUCUCAGGAUUUGGAGAAUCUAAAUCGCCAAAAAUCACAGAAUCCACAAGACGACGGCUACAAGCCAUAAGGAACUCACUUGAGGAAAAGAGAAAGCUGGAAGAACAACAAAAAAGGAACAGAACAAAGCAGAAACAAAGAACGAAAAAACUCCAGAAAAUCGUAACAACUCGGGCUGAGGCCAAUGACCCACAUCAGAGCCUAGCUCAGAUGUCUAAAUCCAAAUUAAAAACAUUCAGGAAUUAUGAAAAGCAGAGAAUGCAAGAAUAUUUGCAGGAGUUGCAAGAAAUGGAAGAAAGAGUAAAUCAAAGGCCACUGCUUUUUGAAAGAGUCACUCAGAAAAAUGCCAGAAUAGCUGCAGAAAAGCAUUAUUUUAAGAGACUGAGAGCACUGGGGAUAUGCCCAGAGUUUCUUUCAAAUAAAGGACAAACCACUAAAUUGCUCCAGUGUGUCAGUGCUGAAGAUUUUAAUAACACCACUGAUGCCAGAGAAAGAGUCAUCAAGGAUAAAGCGAAAGAAAGGGAAACCUUUGAGGAAGCAGCUGACAGCAGUCCUCAGUCUGAGCAGUCCUGCGAGGAGAAGGGAGAGAAGAGAAAAGGUGUCAAAACCUCCACCCGGGAUGGCCAGUCCAGUGAGCUGGAGGAUGAGGAAGAGGCAGGAGCCAGCCCUCAUACUCAUCGGCCUUGCCAUACAGGGGAGGCUGGGUCCAGUCCCCCCUCUGACCAGCUCUGUGAAGAGGAUAAGGAGGAGGAGGAGGAAGAGGAAGAGGAGGCAAAGGCAGGCCCGUCACUUGGCUGUUCCCAGGAGGAGGAGCAGUCAAGACCUAGCUCUUGCUCUGACCAGUCCUAUGAGCAUGAAGAGGAGGGUCGGUCUGACCCUGAAGCCGAGGGUGCCUUCAGAUAUGAGGAUGAGGAAUAUGAAAAUGAUGAUUCAGAAGAGAAACCCAGCGAUGAAGAAGCUGACUGA